Rangifer tarandus platyrhynchus (Svalbard reindeer) is the source of this 348-nucleotide messenger RNA. The record is from the annotation of a GenBank genome assembly. Lineage: Eukaryota; Metazoa; Chordata; Mammalia; Artiodactyla; Cervidae.
AUGGACUGGGAAGGACUUGGAGAGCGGCCCGUGGGGAGCCGGUCAGACCAGGGGGCAGGAGGCAGGGAAGUAAUACUGGGUGGGGGCGUGCGAGGCUGCUCUGGGGUGCAGCGGCGGUCUGGCUGCUUCUGUGAGAGGGUCCUUGAGAAGCGGGCCACGCGGGGGCCCCAUGCUCCCCCAGGAGCAGGACUGACUCAGGGUCCUGCUGUGCUCCGUUGCGGGCUGCGGGGCCUCCACACCGACCUGGAGCUGGGCCUCCAGCUCGGGGCAGAGCGAGGGGCCCUGGGCAUCCCUGCUCCUGGGUACACCCUCGUGGCUGCCGCCCCUUCCUUCGCCUUCCUUCAGUGA